UUUAUAUUACAUUACAAAAAAAAAGGCAAAAGACUAAAAUACCCUUCAAUGAAAAUGGCUCCAAAAACGGCCCAUGGAGUGUGCUUGGGACGGUUUUGGGCCUCCUUCACACUUAGACUUGUGCACUCUUUAGGUGGUCUUCAAAAUACUCAAAAAAAGUCCAUGAUCGUGACCGUACUCAUAGCAUACUCCCCUCAUGAGCUAGCCCUUCGAGUCAAGUUAUGCCCAAUGCAAUAUUUUUACACAUAUGGGUGGGGGAGUGGAAGAGUUAUGCCCAAUUGCUUGACAAAAUAAGGUCUAAACACGAAUUUCCAUUUUACUCUUUGCAGUCAGAGACUGGAGGAUCGCUCUUCACCAAUUUGAGCAGCACUUUAUUUGAUCCCGCCUUCCCGGAUAGUUUUGGGGAGAUGCAUGACAAGGGGAAACGGUCUGCAAGGACAAAUAAAUUUUUGAUAAAUCUUUUCCCAAAUAAAGUGGAUGCAGCACUUUUAUCGACUUGGAAACAACAACUAGAUCAAGAUGUUGAUACCCUCACAAUGAAAGAAAAUUUUAAUAGCUUGCAUAGAGUAAGGCUUUCUGACCUUUAA
This is a messenger RNA of Capsicum annuum, 587 nucleotides long. RefSeq lists its product as uncharacterized. The transcript is spliced from 3 exons. The record is from RefSeq and is a predicted model, not a curated record. NCBI's taxonomy places the organism in Eukaryota, Viridiplantae, Streptophyta, Magnoliopsida, Solanales, Solanaceae. Bases 222 to 587 code for a protein of 121 amino acids.